Messenger RNA from Trichogramma pretiosum, 3112 nucleotides. RefSeq names its product CCAAT/enhancer-binding protein zeta (gene Noc1). NCBI's taxonomy places the organism in Eukaryota, Metazoa, Arthropoda, Insecta, Hymenoptera, Trichogrammatidae. The transcript has 3 exons. The record is from RefSeq and is a predicted model, not a curated record. Gene Ontology annotation, cellular component: nucleus. Bases 129 to 2999 code for a protein of 956 amino acids.
CCUCAUGCAGUCUGCCACUCCACUCGUGUCUCGUGCGUGUAAAAGUAUAGUACAAGUGCUAGUUAGGUUAGAAAAAACUUAAGAAACUGUUUUAUUUCAAAUAGUAAAUAAACUCAAAUCGUAUAAACAUGAAGGGUGACGCGGCGCCGUUUUAUGCCGAUGAUCAAACAUUGGUCAAACCAAAAUUAUGGUACGAAGAAUAUCAAAAAUCAGAAUUUCCAUACAAACAUGGCAAGAGCGACAUGGAAGUCAUAGAUUUGCACAAAGAAGCCAAGAAAUGUCUCGAUUCAGAAUCAACGGCCUAUCAUUUAAAGCAGUCAAAAUCUCGAGACUCAGAUUAUUCAUAUCUGAAAACUGCAUUGACCAAGGGUACAACACAGGACAAAGUGGCUGCAGGAAUUGUUCUUGUUCAGAACAGCCCCAAGCACAAUCUGACUCAACUCAACUCUUUAAUCGGUAAUGUAAAAGUGGCAAAGCAUAAUCAAUGUGCUAUUGUAAUUCGAGCACUGAAGGAUCUAUUUCUGAACGAUUUACUGCACCCUCACUACAAACUCCUGAAGUUUGAAGAACAAGAAUUGUCACUCAUCGAUACCUAUGAUAAAUCGUUUGAAGUUGAUAAAGAUGGAAACAUUACAAAUAGGCCACUUAUAUCUAAAAAUAAGUUACUGGCUUUAUGGCAUUUUGAAGAUCAAUUGAAAGAAGCUUAUGAAAAAUUCAUUGCUGCACUUCAAACUUUUGCCAAUGAUACUGUAGAUAAAAAUAGAGAGCAAGCAAUAUCUGUGAUGAGUGAAUUGUUGAUGGGUAACUCUGAGCAAAGAGAUAAGCUUUUGAGUAUAUUAAUCAACAAAGUUGGUGACCCAGGUAGCAAAGUUGCUUCAAAGGCAGUAUUUUGCCUUACAAAAUUGUGCCGUAAACUACCAGAUAUGAAAAUUGUAGUUCUCCAUGAAGUAGAAAAAUUAUUGUUCAGACCAAAUAUUGCACCUAGAGCUCAGUAUUUUGCUAUCUGUCUAUUAACUCAAUUUUUAUUGAAACCUGAAGAUAAGGAAGUAGCAACAAUCCUCAUUGAAGUAUAUUUUGCAUUCUUCAAAGCUUGUUUAAAAAAAGGCGAACCAGACAGUAGGAUGAUGGCUGCUAUAUUGUCUGGAGUUAACAGAGCAUAUCGUCACGCCGAUAAUAGUUCAGAAAAACUUAACGAGCACAUCAACUCUGUUUACAAAGUGGUUCACAUUGGUUCUUUCAAUGUGUCACUCAAUGCCCUGUGCUUGUUAUUCCAGGUCACUGGAAAAGAUCCUAAACUCUCUGGAAGAUUCUAUUCAGCUUUUUACAAAAAGCUUUUGGAUCCCGCCAUUGGAACAGCAGCCAAAAAAUCUGUAUUUUUAAAUUUGUUGUACAGAGUUAUGAGGAACGACGAAAGUAUACCACGAAUUCAAGCAUUCAUCAAGAGAAUUCUUCAAGUAUCCCUGCACUUUUCUGCAAAUAUGAUCUGUGCAAUUUUGUAUGUAAUUUCUCAAACAUUGAAGGCAAAAAAAUUGACGAAAAACUCGCUGUUCAAACUCAAAAAAACAGUGAAGAAAGAAAAUGAAAUAGUACUGGAUGAUACCGUUGAUAAGGACGAGGUGCAAGAGGUAGAUGACAACCAAGAGACGGAGGAAGCGGAGGAGUCCAUCAUGUUGUCGAACGUGAUCUGUGAACCCGUCGAAAAUAAAACCGACGAAGUCAAACCCGAGACCGAGGUGGAUGUCAAGCCGGAAAUGAGAGCUACUCAUUACGAUCCUAUGGCUCGUAAUCCACUGCAUUGCGGCGUCGAGUUCACCUUCUUCUGCGAGCUGCUCGCUUUGAAACAGCACUUCCAUCCCAGCGUUGCUUUGUUUGCCAAAACGAUUCUCGAAGGAAGCACAAUCAACUAUACCGGCGAUCCCCUCGAGGAUUUGACCCUCAUCCGAUUCCUCGAUCGUUACGUGUUCAAGAACCCGAAGAAACUCGAGGAGAAGAAGGUUUCGCGCAAAAACGAUCCGUUGGCCAUGCGCUCGGGCUACACGCCAACGGGCAUCCGGACUUUACCCGUGGGUUGUCCGGCUUAUCUGAACGAGCGCAACGAUCGCAUACCGGUGGACGAGCAAUAUCUGCAUAAAUACUUGAACGAACGCAAACAGUUCAAGGGACUCAAGAUGAAGAAGGAAGACGACGAAGAGAACGACGACGACGACGACAACAGCAGCGUCAACAGCGACGACUUCAACGCGAUGUUGGACGAGAUGGCCAGCAAAGGUAAAAAAUCCGACGAUCUCGACGACUUGGAUUUUGCCAGCGACUACAAACCGGCUCGCAAGGGUGCCAAGGGUAAAAACGACGAGAGCGAAGACGAGGACGACGACGACGAUGACGACGGAGGUGACUCCGAGGCUGAAGACGACGACGAUGUCGACGAGGACGACGAGUUAUUGUCCGGUGACAGUGAUAUGGAUGAGCUGUACGAUGGACAACAAGAGGCCUCGGACGAUGAAACUGAAGCUGGAGCUUUCAAGGGCAUGAAUCUGGAUGAUAUGGGCUCCGACGACGAGAUGGGAAGUUUGGAUGACUUGAAUCUGGAUGAGCUGGACGACGAUUUCAGCGACAUGGAAUUCAACGACGACGACGAGGAGGAGGUGGGAUCCGGCAAACGUAAGAAGCAGGGCAACAAAAAAGCCGCCAAGAAGAUGAAGGGAUCGGGAGACAGCGAGUUCGUCGACGCCGAGGAGUUCGCCGAGAUGCUGGAGCAGCAGGGCCAGAAGAAGUUCAAGUACGGGGCCAGCAGGUCGCUGAGCGACCGCGACGGCGCCAGCGCCGGCCAACUGGACUGGGAGACGGCGCGCAAUCAAAAGUUGCAGGGUUACGGGCGCAAAGGGCCGAGAAAGGGUGGUAAAAAGCCGGGCUUCAAGCCACAGCACCAGAAGGGCGGCGGCAAGCGACCGGGCAAAAGUGUAAAUAACAAGAAGAAAACGAAGAAUAAUAAGAAGUAAUUCUUUUUUGUAAUAAAAUAGUUGCCUUGUAAAUAUAUUAUUACUUUUUCUAUUGUUCAUACUAGUUGUGUAAGGUUUAUGAAAUGAUUAAUAAAUUUUGUUUAAAUUCAUAA